AUGGAGGUGAACUUGGAGAACAUCCUGUCCCGCGACUGCAGCAGCCGCUGCCGGGAGGACCGCGAGAGCUCCUCGAUGCGCCGCCGCCGCCGCUCCAGGGUGAGGGCUGCAUGCGGGGGCCUGGCCGCGGGGAUCGGGCGGGCGGGCGCCGGCGCUGCCUUUCGCUCCCCGGCGGACACCGUGGCACUGACACCGCCGGGCGCGGCGGCGGCGGCUGCCGAGGCUCCGGGUGCCCUGCAGGGGCCGCCACCCCCCGCACGCCGCCCGGCCCUGCCGGCCCUGCCCGCCCCGCUCCGCUCCGCCCGGAGCGCCGCGUUCCGCCCGGGCCGCCUGUCCCAGAGAGAAAGAGACAAAGAUGGGUUUAUUUCACCUCCAAAUCAAAUACUUCAAAGAAAAAGAUCAUCCCUGACAUUUUCCAGUGCCAUGCAAAAAGCAGAGAUACCGUUUUGGAGCCUGCAUCAUUUCAGAAGAAAAUGUGGAUAUAAGGCACACGUACUUGAUUAGGGUGUCUAAGAGAACAUGAAGAACUUCCUGCAGUCUGGACUUUCACUUCAGAGAAACUGAAAAUUUGGAAGGUGCAUUUUUGUAUCCUAGGAUGAAAACUUGCAAGUAGAGCUGUGCCCAGUAUCUGUUGAUAUUCUGGAUUUUAUUGUGUUUAUAAUAAUCAGAUUGACAUCUAUGUUUUCAGUGACUACUUGGAUGAAAUAAAGAAUGAAGUUUUAGUGGCUCA
Messenger RNA from Pseudopipra pipra, 730 nucleotides. RefSeq lists its product as uncharacterized. The record is from RefSeq and is a predicted model, not a curated record. The coding region runs from base 1 to 504 and encodes 167 amino acids. NCBI's taxonomy places the organism in Eukaryota, Metazoa, Chordata, Aves, Passeriformes, Pipridae. The transcript has 4 exons.